GAGGUCGCGCGUCUGUGGGCGGGGUCCUCCUCUAGCGCCCUCCUCACCCUGGGUCGGGGCGUUCGCCUGGGCGCCCCCUCGGGCCGCCGCGCCGCCGACUCUCAGACCCCUGCAGGACGCACUCCCCGGCUGACGAGGUCGCAGCUCCGCCCUUCCCGUCCCACGGUCACCGGCCUCGGGCCGAGGGGUGGCGUGGGGCAGCACCCCGGGAUCUGGCCUGGGCCGUGGUGCGAAGGCCGCGGGGCCUCACCCCAGGCCGAGAGGCUGCCAGGAGGAGGUGACGCCGGGCUGGUCCGGGCGGAAGGGCUGGAACCGAGCAACCCAGAAGGUGGUGUUGCCCGCACUGAGAACCGCACCGGCCAGUGCCGGGAAGCUGGAAGAGGAUCGCGAGUUGGGAAACUCGAGUGACUGCGUGUGCUUGAGCGGGGGAGGAAGGGGAACUGCGAAAUACGCUACCGAAUAGAUGUGGGUGAGGAGGUGUGUCUAGGGCAAAAAGCUUGGAAGCAUGGAGAGGCAGGGAAGGGUGCUAAGGAAAGAGGCGGACGUGAGACAGAGGGCACUGUGACAGUUCAGACCCUCCAUCAGGGGCGGUCCUCCUACCCCAACUGUCCACCACUGCUCCUGAGAGUUGAUCCAGGGGCCUCCAGGGCAGCCCAUGAGAAAGCCCCCACAGCAAGUAGAACUUCCCUGCCUGUCCAGACCAGGAAAUACCAGAGUGGGUGCCAUGACAGGGUGCGGCUGAGGUGCCUGCAGGGCCAGGCCUGAGAGAAGGCAGGGGGAGGCCCCAGUGACCUUGCCAGGAGAAACCCAGGUGGGGAAAGAAGUCAGGAAUGCAGGAAAGAGAGCAGGUCUGGCUGCUGGUUAGAUCGCCAUGGAGACAGGCAGCUGACUCACCUGGACAUGUCAAGGCUGGCCAGUCCUGUCCUCACCCCACCCCACGGUGAGCAUCAGUGCUGCCUGGGGACGAGGUAGGUGGCUUGGCCCUGCCAGGAACUUACUGUGUGCCCUCAGGUGAGUCACUCAGCCUCUCUGAGCCAUCUAGUUGAGGUGAGACUGGUGAGGCUGAGAGUCAGAGGCCUGGGUCUGAGCCCUGUACAUGCUCUACAGAUGGUGUCUCUGGGCCCUUCUCUCAUUCUUGGGCCUCAGUUUCUCCCUCUGUACAUUGUGUGCAGCCUGCCACUAAGGUAUAACCUUGAGGACUGAAGAGAGGGAGCAGGUGAGGAGGCCAAGCCCUUGAUGUCCUUGACCAGAGGGAAGUGGUUUAUGGGUGGGACUGGGAUUUGGGAGGGGAGUUCUCUUGCUGGAUCUCCCCUCAUGUUAAGGUUCAGCAUCUCCUCCCUCCUUUCCCCCAAACACACUCAUGCUUAUUUGUGCCUGGUCUUGUCACUGCCCUCUCAUUCUCCCCCUUGUCUCCAGGAUGAACCUCAACACUCCCUAGUGUGAGAGUAGGGCCCCUUGUCACCACCAGACCAGUUCCUCAGCCUCAGCUGCAGCCUUUCCCCCACCCACCACCCUACCAGACAUGCCUAAUCUCUGGCCUUUCCUCAAGACAGUGUGACUCAGUUUCCCAGGGUUAGAGAUCCCUGUACGGCCACAGUCCAGAAAGGGCCCCCAGUGAUUGGCUGCCAGCCUGGGUCUGUAGGACUCACCCCAAGGGGAACCAGGACCACUUUGAAGGUGGGGAAAGCUGAGGACAAGUUACCACACCCAAAGCAGUUCCCCUGGACUGGUUCGUCCUUUUGAGGGGGAACUAAAAUAGUUUGAAAAGCUUGGAUCUAGUUGGACAUUCACUUUAUAAAGAAGGUGACUGAAGCCCAGAGAGAAGCAGGACUGUGGAUGAGACAUGGGUCCAGGGCAGGGGAGCAGCCUUUCAUGUCCCUGUGGACAGAACUGGGCAGGGGCUGGCCCCACGGGCGUGAGGUGGGAGAAGUCUGAGGUGGAGAGCUCCCUGCCUGGGGUGCGGCAUUGGCUGGGGUGGGGGUGCAUGACCCUAAGUUGAGUGUGGGGGGUGCUGGUGUUCAAGACUUCCCAACCAGUGAAUUAUUUACUGCCGUUUCUUUUCUCCUUGCCCUGAUCUGGUUCCUAGUUCACACCUCCCAUUCUGCUCCCCACCCCGAUCCAGCCAGCCCUGGGUGUCCUCGCCUCCCAGCUCAGACUCAGAGUUGACUGCCUGCUGAGGAUGGAAAUGUCAUCUUCCAAAGGCCUUUCUAUUCCACCAGUUUCUGGAGACAUGGGAGAUCUUGGCCAUGUGCAGUCCUGAGGAGGGCGCCCUGCUGCGACAAGAGGAAGUCUUCUCAACCACCCUCGCCCGCAUCAACACCCUUGUCCUCCAGCCCCUGCUCUUGACCACCCCAGAGCCCUCAGACCCCCGGGACAGAGAGUGCCUGCGGCUCUUGCAGCAGCUGCACAGGAGCUCCCAGCAGCUCUGGGAGGUGACCGAGGAGAGCCUGCACUCGCUACGGGAGAGGCUGCGCCACCCGGAUUCCGUCGGUCUGGAAUCUCUGCUGCUGCUGCGCAAUGCUGACCAUGUCCUGCAGGUCCAUAUGGAGUACUUCGAGUCCUACACGAGCUGUGUGGUGGUGCAGGCCUUUCAGAAGGCAGCCAAGAGGAGGAGCGAGUACUGGCGAGGCCAGCGGAAGACGCUGUGGCAGCUCCUGUCAGGCAUGGGCUCCGAGGGCUCCAUGGGCACAGCGCUGGUCCAGGUCCUCCGCCAGCCGCUUGCCCAUCACCUGCAGCAGUAUGUGCUCCUCCUGCUCAGCCUCGGGGACACCAUUGGGGAGCAUCACCCUGCCCGGGAGCUGGUGGUGCACGCAGCCACCCUCUUUGGGAACCUCCAGUCAUUCAUGAGGCAGGCAUUGGACCAGGCUGUGGCCACGCAGGCCUUGUGGCACACCCUGGGCAGUCGGCUAAGAGAUAUGCUCUGCAUCCCUGCCCACCGACUCUUACAAGACAGCAAGGACAUACCCGUGACAGUGGCCCCACUCCGGGCCGAGCGUGUGCUACUCUUUGAUGAUGCCCUCGUCCUGCUGCAGGGCCACAAUGUCCACACCUUUGACCUGAAGCUGCUGUGGGUGGAUCCUGGGCAGGAUGAGUACACGUUUCACCUCCUCACGCCUGAAGAAGAGUUCUCUUUUUGCACCAAGGACCCCCAGAGCCAGGCAGUGUGGCAGUGGAAGGUGACCCAGGCGGUGUGCCAGGCCCUGCGUGGCAAGAAGGACUUCCCAGUGCUGGGGGCGGGCCUGGAGCUGCCCGAGCCCCCUGCCUGCCGCUGUGGAGCAUACACCUUCCGUGGGGAGGGCCGUCUCUGCCAGGCCACCUACGAGGGCGAGUGGUGUCAGGGCAGGCCCCACGGCAAGGGGACCCUGAAGUGGCCGGAUGGGAGAAAUCAUGUGGGGAAUUUCUGCCAGGGCCUGGAGCACGGCUUUGGCAUCCACCUGGUGCCCCAGGUCUGUGAGGACAAGUUUGACUGCUACAAGUGCCACUGGUGGGAAGGCAGCAUGUGCGGCUACGGCAUCUGUGAGUACAGCACCGAUGAGGUAUACAAGGGCUACUUCCAGGCAGGCCUGCGGCACGGAUUUGGGGUCCUGGAGAGCACCCCACAGGCCCCCCAGCCCUGCAGGUACACAGGCCACUGGGAGCAGGGCCAGAGGAGCGGCUACGGUGUCAAGGAGGACAGAGAUAGGGGCGAGCGCUAUGUCGGCAUGUGGCAGGCUGACCAGCGGCAUGGCCCCGGGGUCGUGGUCACACAGGCGGGUGUCUGCUACCAGGGCGCCUUCCAGGCGGACAAGAUGGUGGGCCCAGGGAUCCUCCUCUCUGAAGAUGACUCCCUGUACGAAGGUACCUUCACCAGGGACCUGACCCCCAUGGGGAAGGGCAAGAUCACCUUCCCCAAUGGCUUCACCUUGGAGGGCUCUUUUGACAGUGGGACAGGGAGUGGAUUGCAUACGCAGGGUGUGCUGGACACAGGUGCCCUCCCCCCGGACCCGAGCAGCACCUGCAAGCGGCAGCUGGGUCUGGGUGCCUUCCCUGUGGAAAGCCGCUGGCAGGGCGUUUAUGGCCCCUUCCGGGACUUCGUGCGUGCUGGUUGCCCUGGGGACCUGCAGGAGGCGUUGCUGGGCUUCCACGUGCAGAGCUCGAAGGUGCUGCGCAAGUCCCAGGAGUACCUGUGCUGCGAGAGGACCCACCCUGAGGAUGGUACAGGCAGUAUCGAAGACAUCCUGGAGGAGGUGCUGCGACACCGGGAGCCCAAAGCCCUGCAGCAGUACCUCGGGAAGGCUCUGAGCAACUCGCUGCACCCCCUGGGAAAGCUGCUCCGGACACUGAUGCUGACCUUCCAGGCCACCUAUGCAGGUGUUGGGGCCAACAAACACCUGCAGGGGAUGGCCCAGGAGGAGGUGAAGCAGCAUGCCCGGGAACUCUGGGUCGCCUACAGGGGACUGCUGCAGGUUGCCUUACAGCGAAAGGGCCAGACUCUGGAGGAUGAAGAUGUGGAGACAAGGGACCUGCAGGUACAUGGAUUGGUGCUGCCCCUUGUGCUGCCCAGCUUCCACUCAGAGCUCUUCACUCUCUACCUGCUUCUUCACGAGAGGGAGGACAGUCUCUACAGCCAGGGCAUCACCAACCUGAGCCUCUUCCCUGACACCAAGCUGCUUGAGUUCCUGGAAGUGCAGAAGCACCUGUGGCCCCUCAAGGACCUCACUCUAACGACCAAUCAGAGAUACUCCCUGGUCAGGGACAAGUGCUUCCUGUCAGCCACCGAGUGCCUGCAGAAGAUCAUCACCACCAUGGACCCGCGGGAGAAGCUGGAGGUGCUGGAGAAGACAUACGGGGAAAUUGAGGCCACUGUGUCACGGGUGCUGGGCCGGGAGCACAAGCUGCCCAUGGACGACCUGCUGCCACUGCUCAUCUAUGUGGCCGCACGUGCCCGAAUCCAGCACUUGGGAGCUGAGAUCCACCUGAUCCGUGACAUGAUGGACCCCAUCCACACAGGAGGCCUGUAUGACUUCCUGCUCACAGCCCUGGAGUCCUGUUACGAGCACAUCCAGAAGGAAGACAUGAGGCUACACCGCUUUCCUGGCUGCUGGGAGCCCAGGGAAGCCUGGUAGUCUGGGCUUUCCCUGACUGACUGCAGGACUGAGAGGGACCACACUGGACUUCCUGUUGGAACAAGCAUAGCCUGCCCAGCCCUUCGUCACCCAAGGGGCAGAGGGCAGGACGGGUCCUUGGAGAUGGAUCUUGGGGGUGGGGGGGGUAGAUGUAUUGUUUUAUGGAGGAAGAUGCCACUGCUGCCCUGCCUGAGAAUGAGGAGAAGGGGUGAUGGCCGUGACUGUCUGCCACCACUGUCUAGGCCCUGGUCCAGUCUCAAAUGACUCUUGUUGACCUGUAGCAGUUCACAGGCUGGAAGCAAGGAGUCACUGGCUUCUCCUAGCCUGAACUUUGCUCCCAAAUUACUGAGCCUUUCUGGGCCUCAGUGUCACCAUCAGCAAAGUGAUAGCCUGGAUGGUCUGUAAAGGGCCUCUGUCCAUCCUGCUGAAUUCUGGAGUCCUGCUGGAAGUUGGACUUCAGUCUGUUGGGCUGUAACUGAAAUUCUUAUGUCACUGUUGGCCUUAUUCCCCGUUUCUCCACUCUUGGUCAGAAGGCUCCAAGUUGCAAGUAUCCACCCUAUUUAUUCGGUCUGUCUCCUGUGGGUGAUCUCCUGGGGAUCUGCCUCCCUCCCACCUCUGCCCAGGGCUGAACCCGCCUCCCAGGGCUGCAAGGCAAGAAGAGCUCCUGCCUGCAGGGUGACCUCAGCAAGGCUGUUUCACUCGUAGGGUGUGCAGUUGAAGGGGUGGUCUUGGGGGUCUCUAAACUGAAGCCCACUUUCAUGUGAUGUAAACAGCAGUGCUGGAGCAAGCAGGAGGGUAAUAAACUCACCUUGCUUGACUGAGUGCCA
Molecule: messenger RNA, 5932 nt
Organism: Choloepus didactylus (southern two-toed sloth)
Lineage: Eukaryota; Metazoa; Chordata; Mammalia; Pilosa; Megalonychidae
Gene: ALS2CL
Product: ALS2 C-terminal like
Exons: 26
Coding region: 2247-5105 (952 amino acids)
Source: RefSeq, a predicted model, not a curated record